AUGUCUGGGAGACGAAACAUUCCGUUGUCUUUUGAGCGACGUCCCAUUCAAUCUCCAGGUAUGAUGCGGCAUGGUCCAUUGCCUGGGUUAGGGCGGUCUCCUGGUCACCGACCAUUUGAGGCACUACCACGUCCUGAACUAUUGGAAAAUAAAAUUGCAUAUCAAGCAGCAGAGAUAAAACAACUGACAGGAGACAAUCAUAGACUGGCAGCUGCUCUGUUGAUUUGA
Molecule: messenger RNA, 228 nt
Organism: Prunus armeniaca (apricot)
Lineage: Eukaryota; Viridiplantae; Streptophyta; Magnoliopsida; Rosales; Rosaceae
Source: the annotation of a GenBank genome assembly